AUGCAGAAAAUAACUUCAAUAGAUGACAGAUCAAUAAAUAAUAAUAAAGAACGAUGUCGAGAUUUUUCACCGAACCACGAUCUAGGCAAAGGUUUCGUGGAACGUUACAAGGCCUCUGCGCCUUUCCACCUAUUUUACACAGGCUUCGAACCAUCGCAAGACGCCAACGAUCGUUCGCUUGCUAUAAAUCUUGGAGAUUUAAUCCACGUUGUCAUGGGCACGAUUGAACAUAGUUUACACGUGACUUACUCUUGUAGCGUCGAUUGGCUUAUUUCAAUGUACAAAGGUGCCCACCAAAAUACACGCAUGACUAUCAUUGCUCAAAAAUUUGAGACUUGCAAUUCACGCAUCAUUCCAAAAAAUGUGAAUAUUUACCAUAUUUCGAUGCCAGGACGUUAUAGCUCGGCGCAUGCUAAAUUUUCUAUAUUUAUCUAUUCGAGUGGCAAAAUGAGGAUUAUUGUCACCUCGGCCAAUUUUCAAGAAUCGGAUUGGUUGAAAUUUGCAAAUGGAGUUUGGGUGUCGCCAUUAUUACCACGAUUACCACCCCAUGCUUCCAAAAUGGAUGACGAAUCAAGGACUAAUUUCAAGUCAAAUUUAUUGGCUUUCCUUAAAGAAUAUGGCAAAUACGUCGAAAACAUGGGAGUGAAUUCCAGAAAUCCAUCGAACUAUGCUUUAAGCAUAGGAACAACAUCUGAUAGACAAAAACUAACAAGUUCCUUAAGCUCUACACCAUCUACAAUCUACAUCCUCGGAUGUUAUUCCCCCAGCUCCUGUGUUCCCAACGGCGCCAAUCCCAAAGAAGAAAAGCAAAGUUAA
This is a messenger RNA of Ceutorhynchus assimilis (cabbage seed weevil), 816 nucleotides long. The record is from the annotation of a GenBank genome assembly. NCBI's taxonomy places the organism in Eukaryota, Metazoa, Arthropoda, Insecta, Coleoptera, Curculionidae.